Messenger RNA from Camarhynchus parvulus, 2464 nucleotides. RefSeq names its product apurinic/apyrimidinic endodeoxyribonuclease 1 (gene APEX1). Gene Ontology annotation, biological process: base-excision repair. The transcript has 5 exons. Bases 449 to 1366 code for a protein of 305 amino acids. Gene Ontology annotation, molecular function: DNA-(apurinic or apyrimidinic site) endonuclease activity; phosphoric diester hydrolase activity; endonuclease activity. Gene Ontology annotation, cellular component: nucleus. Lineage: Eukaryota; Metazoa; Chordata; Aves; Passeriformes; Thraupidae. The record is from RefSeq and is a predicted model, not a curated record.
GUUGCUGAGGACGGCGCCGUCGCGCACCACCCCCGCCCCCACCUUGUUGGCGGAGCCCUCCAGGCCCAGCACGGUCGGCAUGACGUCACGCACGGGGCUUUCCCCCGGUGUUGCCGCCGCCGCCGCUUCUCCGCCUCACGGCGCUUCUCCCGCCGCUCCGCUACGUCACUUCCGUUUCCCGCCUCAAGCCUCUCCCAGCCUCAGGGGCGUUUCCGGUUCCGGUCACGCCCCCCCAUUGACCAGAGCUCCCCUCACGCUUUCCCGCGCGCGCGGAGCCGCCGCUCCCGCCGCCGCCGCUGAUUGGUCCCGCGCUCUGAGGCACGGCGCGCUCUGAUUGGUCCCGCGCGCUGAGGCACGGCGGGCGCUGAUUGGUCGUCCCAGGGGCUGAGGGGCGGAGCUUAAAGGCCGAGAGGGCGUGUCCAGCGGCGGAAGGGGCGGGGCCGGCGCCAUGCCGAAGCGCGGGAAGAAGAAGGAGGAGAACGGGAGCGGGGACGAGGCCGGCCCCGCCCCCGCCAAGGCCCCCAAGGCGUCGCCGGCCCCGCUUUAUGAGGACCCGCCCACCCGCGAGGCCACGCCCGACGGGCGGCGCUGGACGCUCAAGGUGACGUCAUGGAACGUGGACGGGCUGAGGGCGUGGCUGAAAAAAGGCGGGGCCAAGUGGGUGCAGGAGGAGGCGCCGGACGUGCUGUGCCUGCAGGAGACCAAGUGCGCGGCGUCGGCGGUGCCGGCCGAGCUGCGGGAGCUGCCGGGGCUGCCGCACCAGUUCUGGAGCAGCGCCAAGGACCGGCCGGGCUACAGCGGCGUGGGGCUGCUGGCCAAGACAGAGCCCCUGGACGUCACCUACGGCAUCGGUGACCCCGAGCACGACGUGGACGGCCGCGUGCUCACGGCCGAGUUCCCCUCCCUGUUCGUGGUGUGCGCCUACGUGCCCAACGCCGGGCGGGGCCUGGUGCGCCUGGAGCCGCGGCUGCGCUUCGACGCCGCCUUCCUGCGCUUCCUGCAGCGCCUGGACGCGCGCAAGCCCGUGCUGCUCUGCGGCGACCUCAACGUGGCGCACGCCGAGAUCGACCUGUGCCACCCGCGCGCCAACCGCGCCAGCGCCGGCUUCACGCCGCAGGAGAGGGAGGGCUUCUCCAAACUCCUCGACUCCGGGUUCGUGGACUCCUUCCGGCACCUGUACCCCGAGGCCAGGGGCGCCUUCACCUUCUGGACGUACCUGGGCGACGCGCGGGCGCGCAACGUGGGCUGGCGGCUGGACUACGCCGUGGUGUCGCGGCGCCUGCUGGGGGCGCUGUGCGACUGCAAGAUCCGCAGCGCCGUCCAGGGCAGCGACCACUGCCCCAUCACGGCGCUGCUGGCCGUUUAAAGGGGCGGAAACUGGGUAAAAAUCCGCCAAAAUUGGGUCAAAAUCGGUCAAAGUUUGAGUUUGUAGCAUUUUUGCCUUUCAGUUCAGUGGUUUUGGCCCAAAAUUGGCUGAAAGUUGGCUCAAAUUCAGUCAAAAUCACUCAGAGUUAGAGAUGCUUUUAAUUGGAUAUGUUUUGGCCCAAAAUCGGCUCGAUUUAGCUCAGAAUUGGCCCAAAUUCACACAAAAUCGCUCGAAAUCGCUCAAUAUUCGAGUUUCAUGCCAUGCUCUGGUCUUGGAUAUGUUUUUGCCCAAAAUCGGCUGAAAUUCGCUCAAAAUCGCCCAAACUUGUAGUUCGAUACCAUUGUCCGCUUUUAAUUAGAAGUACUUUAGAUCAAAAUUGGCUCAAAUUGACCCAAAAUUGGCUCAAAUUCACUCCAAGUCAGUCAAAGUGAGACACAUUUAGUUGGACGUGUUUUGCCCCAAAAUUGAGUUAAGCUGACCCAAAAUCGGCUGAAAUUCACUCAAAAUCACUCGAAAUUUGACAUUCUUGAUUAGAUGCAUUUUGGCCCAAAAUUGGCUCCAAUUGACCCAAAACUGGCUUGGAAUGAGUCAAAGUUAAAGUUGGUUGGGCUGGGCGGAAAUCGUCCCAAAAUCGGCUGAAAUUCCCUCAAAAUGACCCAGAGUUCGUUGUUGAUGAUGUCAUCAAAGCCAAAAUGGCUUUCUCUGGUUUUUAUAAGUAUCGACCCAAAAUGUCCUAAAAUCAACCCAAAACCUCCCCAAACUGACCCAAAACCUCGUUUUUACCCCAAAUUUCCCCAAAAAUGCCCAAAUUCCGGUUCUGAUGACAUCAUCAGCCUCAGAAUGGUUCUCUGCCCCGUUUUUACCCAAAUUUCCCCAAAACCACCCAAAUUUCAGUUAGGUUGACGUCAUCAGCCCCAAGACGAUGCCCCACCCCCGUUUUUACCGAAAUUCCCCCCAAUUUACCCAAAUUUGGGUCUCUCAGGUGCUGCUGCCGCUGCUCGGACACAAAAUCCCCCAAAACUGCCCCAAAACCCUUCUGGCCCCUCCCCCUCUUUAGACCCCGCCCCCUUAGACCCCUCCCCCAGCCCCGCCCCCUCA